Messenger RNA from Trichechus manatus latirostris (Florida manatee), 1486 nucleotides. RefSeq names its product transgelin 3 (gene TAGLN3). Gene Ontology annotation, cellular component: actin cytoskeleton. NCBI's taxonomy places the organism in Eukaryota, Metazoa, Chordata, Mammalia, Sirenia, Trichechidae. The record is from RefSeq and is a predicted model, not a curated record. Gene Ontology annotation, biological process: actin filament organization. Gene Ontology annotation, molecular function: actin filament binding. The coding region runs from base 551 to 1150 and encodes 199 amino acids. The transcript is spliced from 5 exons.
GUGCAGCUGUAUGCUGGCCUUGCAGACAAUAGGCCUGGCUCCCCAGAGGAGGGGAAGGAAUUGUGCAGCUGAGGAAGAAGCUGGCAGAGGGAGGGAGGCGGCAGGCUUGACUGACGCUAGAGAGGGCUGGCUUUUUGAACCGCUCUUAGCAACAGCCCUGGUUUGACCCUCGUCAGCCCUGAGAAAAUCAAAUCAGUGUUCCGUUCUUCCAGGCGUGAUGCAGCAUCAGCAGCUGAACCUCAAAGCAGCCCUCCUCUCAGCCUGUUAAUUACAGGCGCUUUCGGAUCCCAUGGUUCCUGCCUUUGCAAAGUGCCUCUGAGAAGGGGGACGAAAGGACCACCGCUCAGCCCCUUGCUGCUCCCGGCUUCAGGCUUGAUUGUGAAAGCCCAUUGGCUUCCUCGGUUCCUUGACUUAAACCACGCCCGGCUUUCCGCCCGCCUGGCUGCUGCUGGGUCAGGCCCUCACCCAUCCCCGUCCAGCUUGGAGGGAGCCCGAGGGCGUGGCGGUGCUAUUGUGUGGAUGCCGCGGGGUCCGCUCUUCUCUUGCAGAGAUGGCUAACAGGGGCCCGAGCUACGGCUUAAGCCGAGAGGUGCAGGAGAAGAUCGAGCAGAAGUAUGACGCGGACCUGGAGAACAAGCUCGUGGACUGGAUCAUCCUGCAGUGCGCCGAGGACAUCGAGCACCCGCUCCCCGGCAGGGCGCAUUUUCAGCAGUGGUUAAUGGACGGGACGGUUCUGUGUAAGCUGAUCAACAGUUUAUACCCACCAGGACAAGAGCCCAUCCCAAAGAUCUCAGAGUCAAAGAUGGCUUUUAAGCAAAUGGAGCAAAUCUCCCAGUUUCUAAAAGCUGCGGAGUUGUACGGCGUCAGGACCACGGACAUUUUUCAGACGGUGGAUCUAUGGGAAGGGAAGGACAUGGCGGCUGUGCAGAGAACCCUGAUGGCUCUAGGGAGUGUUGCAGUCACCAAGGAUGAUGGCUGCUACCGAGGAGAGCCAUCCUGGUUUCACAGGAAAGCCCAGCAGAACCGGAGAGGAUUUUCAGAGGAGCAGCUUCGCCAGGGACAGAACGUAAUAGGCCUUCAGAUGGGCAGCAACAAGGGAGCAUCCCAGGCAGGCAUGACCGGGUACGGGAUGCCCAGGCAGAUCAUGUAAGAGGCCAAAUCCCUCCCACUUAGAGAGGACAAAUCUUCCACACUACGGUCUCCAUGGAAAAGAAAUAGUUAGUCACCUUCUGACCUCCUCCUCUUUCUCAAAGCCUCCUGCCCUCGGUUUUUUUGCAAGUGCUGCGUUUCUGCCGAAAAUCCACGUUGCCUACUGCUGCCACCCUCUGUUCAUUUAGAACUAUGCAAAGACUCCGCUUCCUUCCUCUUCCUGAGCUCCUUUUUAUGCCCUAAAACCUUUGUUUGAUUAUUUAUUAUUUAUUUGCCAGUAAUUUUCCUCCCCAACUAUAGAACACACCUAAUAAACACAUUAGUCUUGUGUCUUAAA